UUUUUUGGAUUGGUCAAAAAAUAUUUUUUUGCGUGCCUCUUGGACUUCUGCACAAUGGGGAUUAUGCUUCAAGUUAUUCUAGGAAUGUUUCAGUUCCUGCUGCUCACCCGAAUACCCACUUCCCAUGCCAAGCUUGCUCACUGGCGGCCGGCAGACUCCCCCAGGUCCAGAGAAGGCCGAGAAGUGCGGCGGUGGUUGGAGGUGUAUUCGAGGAGCGGCUGUGAGCCACGGGACACUCUGGUGGAGGUUUGGCGGGAGUUGCCGGGGGAGACGCAUCACCUGUUUGUCCCGGCCUGCGUGUCUGUGCGGCGUUGUGGGGGCUGCUGUGCCGACGAGGCCCUCGAGUGUGUUCCCUCGCUCACACACACACUCACCAUGGAGCUGAUGAGGACUUCCUUCAUGAAACAUGAACUCAUCGAACUGCCCUUCGUGGAGCACAGCCAGUGUGAGUGCAGAGUAAAAGAGCAGCUCCAGCCAUCACCUACAAUAAGGCCCCUUCCCAAGCCACCAAGGAAAGGCCGGAAAAAGGAGAGGGGCAAAUCCAAACAGAUGACAACUGGAACCAUCCAAACUACAACCCCUGCUCCCCCGACCCCUCCUCCCCCCUCCUCUCCUGCACCCAGCUCGUCCUCUCCGACCCCUGGGCCUCGCUGCAGCCCCUGUAAAGGCAGGAAGUGGGCACUGGAGGCCACGUCGUGCCAGUGCCGCUGCACCAUCAGCGCCGAGAGCUGCAGCCAGAAAGGCAGGAGGCUCAACUCUCAUCGCUGCAGAUGUGACGCCAUCAGGCCAUGAUGCAUCCGUCCAUCUCUCUUCCACCUCCUUCUCCCCACCUGAUUCAUCAUCCACUCCCAGAAACAAUGCCAAGGGGCACACAAACAAACAAACACACACACAAACACACUUGGACACCCGGUACCUCAAACUAAAGGACAUGUUGGAAGAGUGCAUCCUCAAGAAACCAUAGUACCACUCUAUUUAACCAGGUGACGCAUUACAGCCUGAUAUUAGUAGUCGAUGUCUGUCUGUGUGUGUAAAUGCAGUCAAAAACCUUACAUUCUCGUAGCUUCUCCUGGCAGUCCAUGUGUAUAUACAAAAAUAGCACAAACAUUCCAGGCGACUUUAAGAGAUGUGGAGGAGGAUGGCGAUUGCUGCCUGCCAAACGAGACAUGGUGAAAAUCACAAGACCGUGUCCACGUCUGCUUUGGCUCGGACGUUAGGACAUGAAGAGCCACCGAUGGAAUUUACAGUCAAAUAUAGUUGCUUUUGAUCGGCGGUUGCACUUAUCUAUACAGAAGAACGGUGGAAACAAGAAUGAGCACACCAUACAAGGUCAACAGGGAUGAUGUGUGAGCUGAGGACGGAUGGGGGCCUGUGUUAAGGAGCUGUCCUAUGUGAUGACUCCUCCGUGGAGCCUGUGAAAUGUUUUUUCCACUGGGAAACUGCACAAGAAGAGGGACUUUGGGGGUUAAGCCAAAGGCAUCAUGUGUGAGGACUCGUAUUUGAAAAACAACGGCAAACGCACUGUAUGGCAAGUGGACACGCACGCACACAUACUCUCACAUACCAAUAGGACAUGGGUUAUGCACAUGAAAUGGCACCCCUGUGUGCGUGGGACCUAUAGCUGAGCUGAAUGCUGGGAUGGAGCAUAUCUGUGUGGUCCCCACACUGAAAGGCCCAAAUGGGUUAACCCUGCAGCCGCUCUCGUCUUUCAUUCAUAGCGUUCGACCGCAAGCUCGCUCUCCAAGCCGCUUUCCGGCGUUUGUUUAAUUUGGGCCUUUUGUCUCCAUCUUCUCCUCAGCUCCACGAUUGAAAGCAGCCGUUCGCCCCUUCAGAGCAGUGAGGAGAAUGACAAUAAUGAGGCCUGGCUGGCGGCUGUCCACUGCUUCACACACGCACACACACACACACGCACACACACACACACACACACACACACAAACAAACAUUCACACUUAUACCAGGCACACAGAAACGAGACCACAAGGGCGGUAACACAUGCAAAUACACUCAAACUCUCCCUCAUCGUGUACACAUACAUGCAUAUUUACCCAGUAACAUAGACACAUACACACAAUGUGAAGUGAUUGCAGGUAACCAUAAGCUUUUCUUCAUGCCACAUCAAGUGUGCAAAUAUUUGUCAGGUGUUAAUAAAUUUGCAGUUUAUUGCAAGGUCUUCUUGAAAUAUUGUAUUAUAUGCCUUUGUUUUAUAUUUUGUUAUAUAAAUCUGUCAAGUUGAUUGAAAAGAUGUUCUAUAUAUCGCAGAGUGUUUCUUUGUUUUGUUUUUGUUCAUCUCUAAUCCGUCCACAUAAAGAGUCAUGCUGGGUGGCCGGCCAUGUCCACCCUCGGCAUCUAAACUGAUACCCCUGAUGUAUUGAACUGAAACAGAGACGGCUCACACAGGCCACCGAAUGGGAGAUUAUAUACAUUAUAAUGUGUGAUUCAAAUAAUCAGCGGGGCAGUGUUGUCUGCGGCUCACAGAAACCGAGCAAAUAGCAGCUCCCAGCGCAGCCAAAGGAAAACAUGGCUGUUUGUGCUGUGGGGUAGAGCCGGGAUGGAAAGAGUGUUAUUCAUCUGGAACAUAACUUGUUUGUAUUCUGACUGAAUCUCAUGGUUUAACCCCAUGUUAGAUCGUGACUGUUUGGCUGCUGGGUGGGAGCCGGGAUUGAACUGUGACUGCGUCAGAAAGGACGAGGGUUUGAACAGCUUGUCAGUCAGCGUGACAGGCUAAAGCCACAGCCCUGUUGAUGUGAAGACGAAGGGGAGCUAUAAUGGCCUGUUAUGGAGAUUAAACCUCUCUCUGGCACCCGCUCACAUUUACCCCUUCUGUUUCCAAGUGACAUUUAAUCAGUGAAGUCUUCGCUCCAUGCAAAGCAGUGACCCAAACAUCCUCCAGGAUGAGGAUAUAUUGGGAAACGUCAUGGUUUGUGUCCAUAUUCUAACACAGGAUCCGUACGUAAUAAAAGUGCAAUCCUGUUGAUUGAAGAUUGGUUUUGGAGGGAGUGUCAGCUAGAAGCCGUGUGCAGUCCACAAUCUGAAAUGUGGUAUGACAGGACUUUAUUUCAGUGGCUAGUGUGAUAAGCUCUGCACUUAUAUGCUAUUGAGCUGAGAUUAUUAUUUUUUUUCCAUGCUUGCAUUCAAUGUUUGUUGUAACUUUGUCAAUCAACGCUUCAAUCACUACCUCUUUAUUAUAACACACUAAUGACCAAGUAUUAAAACAUUGUUGUUACCUUCCCUGUUUUAUUUCAGACCUCUCCAAAAAUGAUAAUGUUUUAUUUACAUUUAGCAAUAAGCACAGUCUCUGGUAUCAAGGUGCAGAUUUGUAGUCAUUUUUCACUGGUUAGAGGAUCUUAUAGGAUUUUUCCCAAAGUCAUUUCCUGGCAACCUGAAGAGGAAGAUUUUUGGUUUGAGGCGAACUGCACUGAUCAUCUGAGUACAGACCAGACACUGUGUGUUAGUCUGGAAUAGGAUCUGGUUUCCCAAAGCAUUUGUAGCACUGAACUCUAACAAGUAAGGCUUUUAUGUCUCCAUCUUGUUGAAUCACACAGUCACUUAUCCUCAUGCAGUGGGUGGUCUGUGUUCCGAUAAAUAUAUAAACCAGUUAAAAAAUAAUAAUAACAAUAAUAACAGAAUUGUGAGAACAAGCAAGGAAAAAUGUUUUGGCUGAAACUGUUUUGGGAAACCAGAGUCCCUGAACUUCAGCACAGAUUGCACUGUCUUUGAGAUAGCAAAGCACACAUAUUGGUCAGAUUGAAAGGAGUAGAUGAAUUCAUGCAGAUGUGUGUGACAUUAUCAAGAACAAUCCAUGUGAAAGAGUUGUGACGCUGAGAUGGCAGAACCUUUUGGAGCCUCUGGGGCUCCAGUUGUUACCUCCUGAAAAAAAAAAAAAUCUUAAUUUCUGUGCAAGGUUAGCCAAAUAAUUCUUGUUGCUUGAAACUGUAUUUAUUCUCAUCAAUAAUGACAACAACAGAUGAUUUCUGAGGAAGCACUGACUGGUAACCACUGGGGCCUCGGAUGAUUUCAAAGUCACAGCUCUUUGAGAUGUUUGGCUUUGGACAUAUCAAUAUCUCAUUCAAAUGUCUUUAUCCUGUGUCAGUAUCUAAUAUCAAUGUGCUUUGUAGUCACACAAACUACAGUGUACUGUAAUGGUAGCCCUAUUCUAGCCUCCAGUGUCUUAGUAGCAGAUAGCGACCCCUUACUAAACAACAUAACCUUUUAUAGUAUAUAAUAUACAGGCAAGAUCUAUAAUGUAGGGCAUACUUUAGAAAUGUAUUUGUAACUUCAUUUCAGCUGUACUUCUCUGCAAAUACAUUGUACUACUGUAGCCUCUGUAUAAGGAGAAAGACUACACUCUUUUUUUGCUGCUACACCAUUUGUGCCCUAUAUGAUGUAUGUGUGUAAAAACAAUACGAUUUUAUGUCAUAUUAGCAUAUAAAUGACAAUUAAUCAACCUGUUGUCCACAUGAAACAUGUAUACUGCCAUGUCAAAGAUAUUGAAAAUCAUGCCAGGACACCACCAUGAUGUUACAGAUGUUAUUAAAGGAAAUGUCUUAUU
Molecule: messenger RNA, 4552 nt
Organism: Myripristis murdjan (pinecone soldierfish)
Lineage: Eukaryota; Metazoa; Chordata; Actinopteri; Holocentriformes; Holocentridae
Gene: vegfba
Product: vascular endothelial growth factor Ba
Exons: 8
Coding region: 55-792 (245 amino acids)
Biological process (GO): positive regulation of angiogenesis; response to hypoxia; induction of positive chemotaxis
Cellular component (GO): membrane
Molecular function (GO): heparin binding; vascular endothelial growth factor receptor binding; chemoattractant activity
Source: RefSeq, a predicted model, not a curated record